CAGAAAAAAUGUACUGAUCAUAACUAUUUUUAUGGAAAGUAAUCGUAAAAUGAAACACAAUCUACUGUCAGUUGUCACAUCUUCACUGUCAAUGUCAGUUGUCAACACACAAAAUAAUGUCCUCUAAAAUCAAAUACAUUCGCUUUCUCAGCUGUUUACUAAAGUUAGUAGUAUCUCUAUGAAGCGGGAAUUCACAAAAAAACGAACCAUGGAAGGAAAAUCGCGCAGGCGCGAAAAUUAAAGAAAAAGACAACGCAAAAUGAGAGGCUAGCAUUUUACAUUUUAAUAAUUUUAUCAUAGUUUUAUUAGAUUUAAGUAGUUCAAUGAUAAGAUAAAAAAAAGGUUAAAAUGUUAGGUAAAACCAGGGGAUCAAAAAGAAGCGAUUAUCGCUUUGUUGUUAAAUAUUGAAAUGUUUCUGCAGGGUCGCGUUAUAAUUGUUUGGUUAUCGUGGCUUAUCGGAGGCGUUUGCGGCGUUGUUAUUCUGUUGAUUAUUAUUUGUUACUGCCGCCUAAUGCCGCGCCACCAGAAAUCUUUCGACGAGCAAUAUCUCAAAGAACAUUACACAAUAAAAGAAGGGCAUGGAUAUACGAAUCAAGAAAAUUACAGGGUGAAACAUACAGAGGUGCAAGUGCAGCGCCACAUGCGGCCAGCCAGCUACGCGGGGGACGCGGAGUGCCGGCGCGGGCGCGAGGCGGUGCGCGCGCAGGCGCACUGCUACGUCAACCGCGUGCCUGACGCGCCGCGCGACCACGCCGGCGCCGGCCAGUACGCGUCCAGUGGCAUGCUGGACGAGAUGGAGGGCGCAGCCAGCAUCGACGCGCUGAAGACGCGCUCGCUGCCCGCCUUCCUGCGCCCCAAGCCGCGCCCGCUGUCCACUGAAGACGACCUACACCAGCUGUACGCUAAGGUGAACCUCAGUAAAAAGUACAAGAACCGCAUGCGCAGCGAGCACGCGGCUAUCAUCGCUCUGAGCAAGUCGCAGAGCCAGUUCUUCGACGCGGACGCCGUCAUCGUGUACGACCAGCGGACUGCGUUAUAGGCAAAGAGGUUAUACACAGGUAGUUAUAGGUAUAGACCUCGGCAACCAAAGUGGCGGUUAUCUACCCAGGUACAGAAACCAAACUGUUACGAUAAAUAUGUCAAAUAAUUGAAAAUUUCACACGCGAUUUUUAUGUCGUCAAGGUUGCUAUGGUUACUGGUCCGUACGACAAUGACAUCCACACGUGUUUCUGCGCAUAGGUCAACUUAUAGGCCGCCAACUAUACUGGGGUAAAGGCAUCUAAUCUAAAGAUGAAAGUUUUAUACAACUUUGAAUAUUUGUAAAUCAGACAUUUUGGACAAUAAUACUUGUUGUGUCUGUUUUAUGAUAGCAUACUUAUAUCUUCAAAUUUUAAUGUAAUGAGACAGGAACAUAAUGGACAUCUCAAAUAUAUUAAAAAAUCGUUUUUGUGGCAAAUCAAUGGUACAGUUGAACGCUGUGACCUAUUUAAAUGAACAGUGUGUGUUGUAAGUAUAAAAGGCCCAUGUAAAUUUAAAACUGACAAUAUACUUUAUUUUAACUUUAUAAUGUCACGUAAAAAUUACGUAGGUAGGUAUAUGAGAGGGUUUCUUAGUGUUCCAUUUUUCUUUUCCUUUCCUUUUCCCUUUUUUUACAAGCACAUCAUUUCAAACAUCAAAUUGGUGACUAAGUUUCAAAUCCUCUCCUGGCGUUGGCGUUUGAAAAAAAUGGGCCAUUGAAAAAAGGCUGAUAAAUUAUUAAUUCAUUUACUUAUUUAUAAGUGAAGUCAGUUUUAAGUUAAAAUGAUUAAAGUAAAGGCACUGUACCAUUGCAGCGCACGUAUAGGUACUUACAUGGUAUACUUAUGACCAAUUUUAACAGUAUGCGUAAGUUGAAGGCGUUUCCAAAGCUAGAGGACCAAGUUUUGUGACAUUAGAACAAAAUACCAGAAGUUUGAUUAGAAUGGGGAUCUGGGGCACCAUUAGAAUGGGGAUCUGUGUUCAACAAAAGGUAACUACCUAACUACCUACUCCUGUUGUCAAGAUUGUCAUUGCACAAGUGACACGCCACAGAUUAAUAGAUACCUACUACGUGUCACGCAUUUACGUGUAUUACUAACUACCAAGGUUUCUUUUGAUGGUUGUCUGAAAAAUCGAUUGUUCAAAUGCGAAUAUGUAGGCGAUAACACUACCUAAAUCUCUCGUAUUCGUGUUCGAUUGUGUACAUGAGCCAUUAAAUCCUUAUUGAAAAUCCGUAGAUCAAUGAUGAUGAAUAUAGUUUGGCUAAUGAAAAUAGAGACUGAAAUGGCCCGGCAAAUAGGGGUGAUGACAGUUUUUUAAAUUGUAUGUAAAUUAAGAGUAUACUAAUAGCAAAGCAAUUUUGUAAAAGUAACAGGGUGUCUGCGAUCAUUACUUUCGGAGCUACAGGGAUUUAAAGGGUCAGAUUUGCGGCGCUGCCGCGGAUCCCUGAAAAACGCUCCAUACAAAAUGACACGAUUUAGUGACGUCGUUGACUCCCUGAUCGUUAGGUUUGUAUGGGCGUUCAAACAAAAUUACUAAUAUCUUUGUUAUUUAUGCGUUUAUGUUUAUAGUUCAUUUAUUGAAAAAUGUCACAUUUAAUGUAAGGAAGCUAAAACUGUAUGAUUUUUCAUCUAAUUACGAUAAAAAAAAAAUUAUAGAUUUUGAAAUUUUAUAAUCUUAUUUAUUUUGCAAAUAUCCAGACAAUUUUUGCUCUUUAUGUAUAAAUUAGUUAACCUUGUUUACCCGAAUGUAUCAUAAAAAUCAAUAUAUUCAAACAUAGUCAUCAUCCCCAUUCAAAAAACUAUCUACGAAUCUUUAAUAAACGUUUAAGUGUGAACACAUUACUACAUAUUGCUAUUAAAUUAAAUUGCAAUUAUCAAACUUGGGUUAUUUAAAUAUUUUCACUAUUGUUUUAGGAACGCCCUCCAUUUUAUUUAAAUUUGCCGGAUUUCAGUCUCUACUUUUAUUAGCCAAACCCUAUUACAAUACUAUCCCUGACACGACAUCUACAUUCUACAUAUCAGAUAAUAUUAGUUACAUCAACUGCACGGUUUGAGAUUUCAUACGAGUUACGACAGUUUCCUUUGGGGUUUAUAUUAUAGGCAAAUACUAACUGUGCGAUGCAUUCAGGGGUAGCUAUGCCGUAUGACAAUAUUCAAUUCAAUUCAAUUCAAUUUAUUUAUUUGCAAUUGUACAGUUACAUUAGCUGGUAUAAAAUAAAUGUUGAAGUAGGUACAUUAUACAAUUCGCCAUGUACUGGCAUGCAAAUUUCUUAAAACACUAUCUAAAAAUCACUAGUCAAAAUAAAUACAAUAUUAAAUUAGUUUUUACAAUAUCAUAUGCGCACUAUAUUUAUUUAUUUAUUUUGAAAUGUCUUAUUCUCUAAAGUGUCAAUAAAUUACGUCAAAGUUUAUUAAAAAAUGUCAAUCAAGUAAUCUUUAAUAGAAUAAUAACAUUUCUUGAGCAAAAUCAAAUAUCAGGAUUGCAACUAUUAUUUAAUAAGUAAUACACAAGACAAAUUAGCGUCCGGUUUUAAGAGUAGUUAUUCUCCAAUUAAUUUACGGAAAGGCGCGAUGUGCUGUCGACCCCUGUAUCACGCGAGCGACUGUAAAGCGGUUUGCCCAUAGACACUAAACGUAGUGGCGUAACUACAGGGUAGCAGGGUUCGCAAUAUGCCACGAGCCCAUGUUUUGAAGGACGAGAUGCUAUGAGCUAGUGAGAAGUAAUCUUACAAUUUAAAAAAUUACGUGGACCAUUUUUUGGGGCCCGUCCAAUUUUGCCACGGGCGAAAUGUUUAGUUACGCCACAGCUAAAAUGAAAAAUAUUUCUCACCGUGUAGAUGAUGGACUCAUAGAAAUAACAAUAUCUUAUUAAGUAGCUACUUGUAGAUAAAAGCAAUUUGUAAAUGUAUACUAUGCCGUUAUAGAUGCGCCCUUUCAAUAAUGAAACAUUCUUAAGCUGGUCGUUGAGAUGAAAUAUUGAUAUAGAAUAUGUAUAUUGUACAGAAGUGUCCAGCCAGAUACAUGCGUGUUUUUAUACGGUGGUACCAAAUGUUCUGUGUACCCAUUUGAGGUAAUUUGCAAAGAGCAUUUUACACGACAAAAUAUUUGAGUUAGACGAGAAUAUAAAAUCCGGCCGCUCAGAGAUUGCGUUUCUGACAUAUGUCAAUGUCACCUUUUUAUAAUUAGUUAAUUAAUUGGUUGUUAAUAAUUUUAGCCCAAAAUUAAUACGUUUAUUGUAAGUUGGCAUAAUUAUGUUAUUACUCGAUAUUAUGGUUAAUAAAAGAUAUUUAAAUAUCUCAUUGACAUUGACAGGUGUCAGAAACGCAAUCUCUGAGCGGCCGGUCUUUAACUGGCAACAAGAAUAUAAAGUAACUCAGUGUAUGCGUGUUUCUGGCUGUCAAUAUAAAACACUGACUCUCAGAGUAUCAUGAAUACGCUUCUGUUCUGCUCAAUACGCACAUAUUUACGAGUGCCCUUCCGGUGUCUGUUUUCUGUUACAAUUUAAACACUUUCAAGGCAAAAGUGAAUAGGCACUAUCUAGGCAAGCGCAUCCUAAUAAAGAUCUCAUCAUUGCUGCAUUCCAUUGCUCUCCAUCAGGCAUAUUAGUCAAGCGUAAGCCAGGUUAUGUCCCGUAAUUGAUGAAUAAAACGCAAAUGUUAGAUACACCACCUAAUUAGACAUUUUAAUCAUUUUUCUUUAAAGAAUAUACCCCUAGAGUUAUGGAAAAUACUCCCGAGUACUCUGUAAUGUAUAAACAAAAUAAAUGUUACUGCGUUGAAAAACUGAUUCAAAAUGGAAAAUUUUGAAAAAUCCGGAAAUAAAAAUAUACGUUGCACCCUUGGGAAUUUUUCAAAACUAUUCAAAUUAGUUUUAGAUAAUUAGGUGGUGGUGUAUCUACCAUUAACGUUUUACCUAUUAAUUACGGGACAUCUGUAUUAAAGAAUGGCCAAGUUGUGCGAUCUAUACAACAUUUAGACAUGAUUAAGAAAGUAAUUUUCAUAAUAAUAAAAAUUAAAAGUUUAUACUCGAGAAUAUUUCUAAUACAAUAGUAGUAAUAGUUUGAUUAGAUAUAUCGAAAUAUUUGAGAGAUUUGAGGAAGCGACUGUUGAUUAUGUGAUAUAUAUAAUUUAUUGCUUAUUUAUAAAAUAACGAAAUUGUGGCCUAAGUCGUAGGUUUUCUAACGUUUUUCACGUACUAUCGCGUACAGAAUGUGUUUAACAAUAAUUAUUAUAUUAGUUAAUGUAAUUAUUUUAAUAGGGCUGGGCUUUUUUUUUUUUUUAUUCUUUACAAGUUAGCCCUUGACUACAAUCUCACCUGAUGGUAAGUGAUGAUGCAGUCUAAGAUGGAAGCGGGCUAACUUGUUAGGAGGAUGAAAAUCCACACCCCUUUCGGUUUCUACGCGGCAUCGUACCGGAACGCUAAAUCGCUUGGCGGUACGUCUUUGCCGGUAGGGUGGUAACUAGCCACGGCCGAAGCCUCCCACCAGCCAGACCUGGACAAAUUAAGAAAAUCUCAAUCUGCCCAGCCGGGAAUCGAACCCAGGACCUCCGUCUUGUAAAUCCACCGCGCAUACCACUGCGCCACGGAGGGCUUGUUUGAAAUUACUAUCGCAGUUAUAAUAUACACGUUUAAGAAACUUUUCUAUAUAUUUAAAUAUGUAUUUAAUAAUAUUUCUUAUUCUUGUAGAUCAGGAGAACAUUUUUCCCAAACUAGAUAAACUUAGUGAAAAGUUUGGAUUGGUAUAUUACAUUUUAAAAAUCAUACUACAUCAUAUAAAUGCUUAGUUAAAUAUUAAAUGUUGCUAUGUUGUCUGUUUAAUGUUUACAAUAGUAAAAUAAUUAAAUGUACGCGAUUCUAUGUACGUCCCUAAAUAAUAGUGUUGAGGGACUUGUAGGGAACUUGUAUAUACAGACAUUUAAAGUAUUAUAUACAUUCUUGUAUAGAUUUUUAUAACAUAGUUUAUAAUCGUUGAUGUGUUUGUAUGUGCCCAACUGUACUCGGGCUAGCUUACAGUGGAGCCUUGUUUUGAGCCGAAGCUUAGUUGGUUUAGAUGGUUGCUUAAACGGCACAAUAAUAAAAUAGUGUUGCCUAAUCUUUUUUUUAAAUUGUUAUUCAGACCCGUAUGUUUCUAAUAAGAAGUUUUUUUUUAAUUUUUUUUUGCAAUUUUUUAGGGUUUCGUACCUCAAAACAACAAACAGGAUCCAUACAAGAUUGUUUUGUUGUCCGUCGGUCCCUAAGACCCUUUAUUCGGGAAUACGUGGAGGUAUCAAGGUACGGUCCCAUGAAGCUGUGAAAAAAUCAAAAAUCUAAGUUUACGUAAAAAAUUCCGCAAAAUUAACCUAUGAAAUUUGGCAAGUAACUAUAUGUUUGUAAUAAAACAAGGGAUCUGAAAUUGUCUCGCACUAGUCCAGUGUUUUACAGUAUGUAUAGGUAUGCGUAUUAUCAUAAAUAUGGUGUACGUUUUUUUGCAGUAUUAACGUCGUGCGAAUGGUUCUAUGAACAACGUAUAUUUAUUCACUAAGUUGUGUAUCACUGUAUACCUACUGUAAAAAACGUAUAGGACUAUACCGUGUGAAACUAGCGUAAAACGCUCAAAUUCAAAAAUAUGUAAUUCGAUGUAAAGCUCAAAGACCAUCGAGUUUAUAUUUCUAUUUUUAAGUUGUUAAUGAUAAUUAAAUACACAGCUCAAACAUCAUUUUUAUGAUACAGCAGGUUCUUAUUCUACAACUCAAAAUAACCCAAAAUAUAAGUCCAAACAAUAAACUAGGCGAGUUAUAGAGCUAAAUCUACAAGAGAGAUAGAAAAUAAGAAAGACAAAAAUUCUUAAAUACAUAAUGAAGAGCUAUUAAUGCAUUUGGACGACUUGUAUUUUGGGUAAAAAUCGUUUGUAAAUUGUUUCUAUGGAAAAAAUAAAAACCCAUAAAUUGCA
Molecule: messenger RNA, 6948 nt
Organism: Bicyclus anynana (squinting bush brown)
Lineage: Eukaryota; Metazoa; Arthropoda; Insecta; Lepidoptera; Nymphalidae
Exons: 7
Coding region: 410-1039 (209 amino acids)
Source: RefSeq, a predicted model, not a curated record